Molecule: messenger RNA, 1500 nt
Organism: Artibeus jamaicensis (Jamaican fruit-eating bat)
Lineage: Eukaryota; Metazoa; Chordata; Mammalia; Chiroptera; Phyllostomidae
Gene: SAP25
Product: Sin3A associated protein 25
Exons: 5
Coding region: 367-1416 (349 amino acids)
Biological process (GO): regulation of DNA-templated transcription
Cellular component (GO): cytoplasm; nucleus
Source: RefSeq, a predicted model, not a curated record
UGACGUUCACUCAGUGCCACUCACAUGGAGCUGAAAGCAGGCGGGGCUACGCCGACCCCACCAACAGGGGGCGCCCGCAGAACCCCCAGCGGGAGCAAGCCACGUCGCCCGGAAAUGCGCCAAGCGUCAGCGUCUCUACGAGGCCGUGCGAAGUGGGCGGGCAACCUGUGUUCCUGUGGACCAGCAGAAGGGGCCUGGCUGGGGGCCAGGGAGGGGCAAGGCAGGUGGGGUGGGAGGCCUGAGCAGCAAGGGGCACAGAAGUGCAUGCUUGCCCUUCCCUCCCUCAAGACACGGCAUGUUGCCCUGGUCCUCUCCGCGGUGGGACGGGGGUAAGGAGCAGGCGCCUGAGGAACAGGGCUCCUCACCAUGCAGUGGCCCUGGCAAGGAUUGGAACACUGGAGAGGAAGCCCCGGGGGGGCCAGGUACACCCCCACAGGACAGGUGAGGGGCAUGCUGGAGGCACUCGAGGGAAAUCCUACGAAGGUGGGGUCCCACCGUGUGAGGAAAUCUCAGUGGUCCACACCAAACAAUGGGUAUGUUCAGUCUCCACUCACUAGGCACCUUUGGCCUUGCCAUGGAAGUAUUCACACCUGGAGGGGCAAGGGGGUAGGCUGUUACUGGGGCAUCUCAGUACCUCCCCAUCUUUCCCCUCCCAGCCCUCAUUCCUGGUGCCCAGGGCCUUCUGGGACCCAGAGAGAAGAGCUGCUGGCCCCGUUCCCCUCAGGUCUGAUGGCUGGGCAGUCCCCGGAAACCCCAGUUCCCCUUUUCCCUCAGAUGGCCUGGGAGGUGGACCCCUCAAGGAGGACCCUACUGACACCAUGGGACCCCAACUACAAGGCUAAAGCAGGACCUCAGCUGGCGUGGGCACCCAGCUGUGCAUCCGGUGCUUCCUUUUCGGGACGGACUUUGAGUCAUCCCUCCUUUUGGCCACUGUAUGAUGCAGCCUUAGGCAGCGGCUGCAGGCCCCUGCCCACAACAGGACAUCAGAGUGGUGAGCAGGUGCCCACGGAUGCAGGGUUCCCAGUGAUGUGCGGUAGAGAUGUCUUUCUUUCAGACCCUCUGCUGCCUGCUGGGCAGCGUGUUCCCCUGUACCUGUCUGAGGCCUCUCAGCAGGUGAUGGGCUCUCUGAAGCUGCAGCUCCCACCCCCCGUCAUGUCGCCCUGGGUCCACCCGACCCAGUCACGUGGCAGCUCCACCACCUGGCUCAGUGGGCCUGAGCUGAUUGCCCUUACUGGCCUCCUGCAGAUGAGCCAGGAGGAGCCAAGACCUAGUUCCACUGGUUCCUCAGCAGCUCCCAUGCCCCCUGCUGGUUCCCCAGACCCUGUCUCUGACCGUCCAGGCCCCACUGGUGGCCAGAGCUGUUCUCACUGCACUGACCCAUCGCUUCCACAGACUCCAGACACUUGUUGCCCAUAGCACCUCUGGGGACACAGUGGGCCCCUACUUUCUCAUGCAGUUCUGUUGACAAUAAAACAGUGUUUAUUUGCAAAUGGGCUCCUC